This is a messenger RNA of Carassius gibelio (silver crucian carp), 1233 nucleotides long. RefSeq lists its product as uncharacterized. Bases 103 to 825 code for a protein of 240 amino acids. The transcript is spliced from 7 exons. Lineage: Eukaryota; Metazoa; Chordata; Actinopteri; Cypriniformes; Cyprinidae. The record is from RefSeq and is a predicted model, not a curated record.
ACAUGAGCAUCCAGGAUGCUGAAACCCAGUUCAUGAAUGAGCAGGAGAUAAAUGAUCUAAUGAACAGUGUAAUUGAUUGGGGGGACAGUGAAGGUGUUAGUAAUGAGGAGAUUGAAGCAGAUGACAGUGAAGAUGAGGACUAUGUCCCUCGUAUUUGUAUUCGCAACCACAGCAGAUUCUUACCAAGAGUUCCUUGAGCUGUGGCUUGGUCUCCUACAUCAUGUGACAAAUGAACACAGGUGGGUCCUGGGAAGCUGCCAGCAUGCAGACUUAGAAUCUGGUGGAACUCAACAGUGGCUUGAGCGAGGCUCCAUGGCACAUGAGGCCCUGAAGAGCAUCGUUAGAAACAAGCGGUGGCUUAAUGAGGUCCACAAAUAUCUAAAUUUUAGGUCCACUGCUGAUCUGGAGUCCUUCCAGAACUAUAUUUUAAUGUACGCUAGCAAGCGCACAGCAUUUAGCCCUCCUGUCUUUGAGGCCAGGAUGCUCCUUGCAGCGAUGGACUAUAAUUACCACAAGGACCACCCAGAGUUGUGUAAAUCUGAUGGAAGCAAACAGUACAGGAGGCUGUACAAGAAGAAUGCUCGCAGGUAUAUGCUAUACACUCGGAAGACAUCCAAGACGUAUGGCUACAUUCCAGAACUGAAAGCUAUGAUCCUUCAAAAGAGAUUAGCUGGUAAGGGGAUGCCCAGACGGAGGACACUACGACCUGAUGACCCCAGAAGGUACGGCCCACUUCCCCCUGUGCCGGCACCAACCAUUGAGGAACUCCUGCACACCCAAGUCAGGAGAGGUCUUGUGUCAACAUUCCAGACUAAAGACCUGUAAAGCCCAGUUUCCAGAGCCUCACAACCCUGACCAUCUUCAUGGCCAUGUAAACUUUUGUGUCACAAGCUGCUUAUCAACAAUUUCAGACUAAAUGUUUAAACAGUACAGAGCAGCUGAGUCUAGUUUUCUAUUUAUACUGUGUAACAUUUAUCAUUAUACCAUUUUAUAUACUGUUUCUCUACAUUGUAAAAAGCAUAGUAUAGUUAUUCUAAAUAAACUUUUUUUAUUGAAAAAAUGAGGAAGGCUCUUUACAAACAAACAAACCAAAAAACAGAACAAAUCAAAAAACAAUUUGUAAAACCAUAUAUACAACAAUAAAUAACUUGAAUUUAACUGUUCACUUUAGAAUGGUAUCAAAUGGUGGGUACAAAGCCAGUGUACUGGACUUGGGGGUCAGGGUAUUUGUCC